Dujonia railenensis is the source of this 2097-nucleotide messenger RNA. The record is from the annotation of a GenBank genome assembly. Lineage: Eukaryota; Fungi; Ascomycota; Pichiomycetes; Serinales; Debaryomycetaceae.
AUGAAUGUCACCUUUAACACACCUGAGUCGCAGGCGACAGGCAUUUUAUGUCAGCAGUUGAUACUGGCUAUAUCGCAGUACCAAAAUUCCAAGUAUCAGGAUUGGUACUUGACGGAAGAUAGGAGUGUGACACCAAGUGUGAUCCUAAGUAGAGUUGAUUCAUUACAAGAGCAUUUCUUCGAUACUUAUGCAUUACUUAAUAAAUAUCCAUUGGAAGAGCAUCAAUUCUUGUGGUUGUAUUCAAUCAAUGAAUUGAUGAUACGUCUUCUUAGACUAAAGUCAAUAUAUUCUACGGGAAAGACGGAUUCUAGGUCUGCCUCUACCUCAGUGCCAGCUCCUCAAGGUCGCCCCACCAUGGGGAGAAGUAGCAGCAGCUCGUCCCAAGUCACCGUUAAUCUUAGAAAUCUCGAUUCCAAUUGUAGGGAAAUUACUGCAAAGCUAUCUAAGUUAUCAAAUGAUGUAGUCCCGCUUAUCAAAGAAUUUUUUGGAGAAACGUUGGUUAUUAGCAGGUUGCUUCGAACUGGAUCCACAUCGGUUUCGUCCCAACUAUUCAGUCUAGCAGAAUCGUCAUUGAAGAUCCUAACCGUUGAUUUAGAUGAAGAUAGUAAUAGUAGUCACUAUCUGUUCGAUCAUUCCAUUGUCACAUUGAAAUCAUUGGUCAGAUUUGUAAAAAGAUUUUAUGAUAUAUUGGAAGAUGCACCAAAGCAUUUGGCCCUUGCGUUACAUUUGGGAAUCUUUCCAAUACUUUCAGAGUGCAUUAAAGUUGCAUAUCAUAUCGAUGAACCCUGUGUUAUAAUUCCAUUGAUACAAUCCAAAAUUAUCAGUCCCACUUCUCCAUUGAAGUUGGUUGAAAAUUGCAUUUUAGACUUGGAUGUAUUGAUUGACUAUUACAGGUAUACGUCAUUCGCUAUGCUAGCAUUGUCAUUAGAAACUAGUCAGGUUAAUAACGACUACAAUGACUUGGCAGAUGUUUAUUUCAAAAUUCUUUUAAAGUUCCCAAGCUUAAAUUUAAGACUAUGGAAUAACUUGGAAAGUGCAAAGUCUCCAAUUGCAAAUUUUGGUUUUAAAUUGAAUAGUGAAGGUGGAAUAGAUGAUGAAUCUUCACUGUUGCAGCCUGUCCUUGAGGAUGACGAUGAAGAUGCAGUUCCUCCAAAUAGUAAUAUUGCUGGAUACAAUGACAUAACUGGCAUCCCAUCUGCUGCUGGAAAGACCUCUCUUUCACAGGAAACUAGAUAUCUUUCCAUGGAAGAUCGACAGGAAGUAUCUUUAUUGUACUUACUCAAUUACUUGCUUAAGUUAAAAGAUUUUAAAUCUUUAAUUUGUCCUGCAAAUUCGUUUACCAACGAAUUGCAUUUUUUGGUUACGACUUUAUCUACUACAAUAUCCGUCGACAUACAUAAUAGUGUAUCUAUUUCAUCGGGAAGUGUAUCUAUGUCUCAACUUUAUCAAAAAGAGCAAGAAAGAGAGAGAAAGAUAAGUACAAGCAGUAUUACCAGCUAUUCAAAUGGUGCUGGUGGUAUCUCAAAUCUGGGAUUAACAUUAGCGAGCACUUCAGUCAAAUGUAAAUCAAUUAGCUCCAUAUUAUUUCAUGGUACUUAUAAAGAAAAAUUAACAACGGUUAUAAAUUACUUUGAGACACUCCGGAAAGAUAAGUUUAGUGUCUCUACCCUCUUAUCUAAGUAUGCAUAUGUUGAAAAUGGAAAAGACAUGAUGGCAAUUGAAUCUGAAUUUGACAGGUUGGUUUGCAAUAUGGAGAGUGUGAGGUACCCAGGGAAAAUAAAAUAUGUUAAUGCAAUUCGUAAGGUCACAUCCAUUAUUAAAGCUACUUCAAUACUUCACUGGGUAAGGACCACAAAUAUCGAGAACAUACCGGAGGGUAUUUUGCAAAGAAAAUUUUCACUUGAAAAUCUACUUCAAGAGGACGAGAUCUUAAAGAAUUUGGUAGAGGUAAGAAAGGAACAUCAAGGAAAUGUUGUUAAUUUCCCUAAUAUUCAACAUCAAGGUGAGUCGGGAUCAAUUGACAAUGAAAUAACAAACCAAAUAGAAAUCAACGAACUUACUUUGAAGAUGAAUGCACUUAAAGAGAAACUAAAAUAA